AUGAAUCCUGAUCCAACAUCGAAUGGGCCAUCCUCGCCGGCCGGCAUUCGCAGCCCCGCGCAGGCACAGGCCUUUUCUAGCCUCAGUCGUCUAUUUAGCCACUCCAGCGUCUUUGAGAGUCUGGGGCGAGGAAGCCGCCAAGGUGGAAGGUUCAGCGUAAUUGAGGAAUUUGCGGCUUUUUCCGACCCUAUCAUCGUCCUUAGUAACUUGAUGGUGACACUAAAAGAUAGUAAUAUCCCUGGUCCCCAGCUCAUACGGCUGCAGACAGAGUUCAAUCUUGAGCUGGGAUGUGGUGCUCAAUCAGAAGUAUUUGGAUUCGAUGAAUCCGUCCUUGAUGAGCAUGGUCUCAAGCUUCAGGACCUUUCCGACUCGAUGAGAAAGAACAUUACCGAAGUUGCCAUCAAACGCUUCCGAGUCCAUGGAGCAAAGCGACGGCAACCGAGAUCCGGCACAUCGAUAAGCUCGGAGGAGUUUGUGUUUCUCUGCAAAGCCGCACAUCAAGAGAUCGAUGUACUUUGCAAAAGCGCUUUUCGCAAGCACCCAAAUAUCGUCCGUCUAAUCUCAUGGGGACUAUGUCUGGACACAAUGGAGGAGAAUGACGAGGAAACACCUCGAAUCCCCUUGCUUAUCCUUGAGAAGGCUCGAUGCUCGCUCACGCAGCUGCUGGCAAGUACGAUAACAUACAAGGCUGAUCUCGGCUUUCAAGACAUCUGUGGACUCCUGCUUGAUACGGGACAUGGGUUGGAGGCCAUCCACCAGGAAGGGAUUGCGCAUGGGGACUUGAAACCUGAUAACAUUUUGAUUUUCGAGUCAGCGGGUCGCUGGUGUGCCAAACUAUGUGAUUUUGGCCUAUCCGCGACAGAAAACUCUGGACACACGUCGUCAAGCGUUGAAUAUCGAGGGACGCCCGGAUGGCGCCCACCGGAAUAUUAUCGCCAGGGCCUGAGAUCUUUUUGUUUUCAAGACCAUCAGCGGUGUGAUAUUUUUGUUUUUGGCUUGGUAGUUUGGAGCACGUUUCAGUAUGGUGGACGCCAUCCGCUUCCACGCGAGGGUGAACCGAGCUGGAAUAUUUCAAUAUUGGCCGCACAGCAGCUGGCAAAGCAGGUGGCCAUUCCGGCUAGUGAGAAGAGCCGAAUAAUUCUGACCGUGCAGGGAGCCCUCAUCGAUGACCCAGAAGCUCGUCAACGGCAUCCCUGGAAAUACCUGGACGAUAAAACUUACAGGCAUGUGGGACGACGGGUCAAAUUCUGGAGGAACUCAACCAUAAUUACCCGUCCUUUCCGAUAUGCAAUUCGCAGGACGUUCGGUGGCGCGGUGGAAUUGCCCGAUGAAGGGCUCGAGGGGUCCGAUGAAACGUUUCCGGCAGCUCCAGAAGAUGAAGCGCCAUCGCGGAGCAUCUGCUGUCUGCCUUGCGUGGGCCGACGACGCUCCGCCCGUCCCUCUUCUUCAAGGCUACCACCAAUAGCAUUUCCCGAGCGGAACUCUCUGUACCUCAAAGAGUUUGAGGAAUUUUUCCGGCCAUUGGAUGUUGAAAGACGUCCGUACGCACUGUUCACUAUUCGCCAUGGGUAUCGGCCCUGUAUCAACAUCAAGCAUCUGCAGAAAAUGUACGACGGUCUGCUCGAAUCCAUCCGUUCAGGAGAUGAGCUUCGAGUGUAUGCCUUAGCGCGAGUUCGAAGCCGCAUUCCAGCAUGCUGCUGGAAGCAACUGAAGAGCGGCCGCCCGGCCCAUGUCAUCGAGCGGUACAUCAAAGACACCCACGACUUUUCGACCCUGGCGUGGUUGUGUCAUGGAGAAAUCGGGGCCAGUGAACUUCGUCUGGAGGCGCACAUGAAAGGGGUAUUUGCAUGCAUUUUGGAGCGACCUAGGAACUUCAGCUAUUUCGCCAUUCGGCGUGAGCAACAACUAAGUGUACAGGGCCGUUCAAGACACUUCAUGCUCUUGCUUGAGCAUGGCGCACGGAUUGAAGCCGUUAUCAACUCCGAGGGUGACAGUGUCUUUCUGCAGUUUCUUCGUUUAUCGAAUGAGUUUUCUCGCAACGGCUAUGGAGAUCUUUCCAUUCCAGAUAUCUGUGUCAGCUUCAGGCGCAUAGCGCGCAAGACAUCCAUUGCGCCUAACACACGAUUCUAUAUGACGGGAGAGUUGCCGGAGCUGGAGGAGAAUACAAAAGGAUGUUCAAACACUGCACUCCAUGACAGUGUUGUCGCUGAGAACUAUAUGGCAGUGGAAGCCUUGGUUCGCUCAGGAUUCUUCGUCGAUGCUCGAAACAAGGAUAAUAAGACCGCUUUAUAUCUUGCCCUCAGUCAGCGUGAGGAGCAACAGCGGUCUGCUGGAAAGCAAAAGUACAAGCACAGAGGCCCUUUGGUGGACUCUACGACUCUCUACCGUAUCAUUGCGCUACUAAGGCAAAAUACCACGCAAGCCCUAGAUAUCGACAGCACAUCCUGGACAAGCACGGAGAUACCUCUGGGAUGGGAGCGAAAGAUCAUCAGUCCUGUCGGCAAUGAUCAGGAUGGUUCGAACAAGGAGGUUUUCUACGAUAUUUUAUCAAGGUCGCUAACAUUUAGUAAGCCUACUUUCUCCCUUUAUGAGGACCGUCGCCUUGCACUCGGGGCCCGGAGAUUUUCUGCCAGUGGACAAACUUAUUACUUGGACCUUUUCCGAUUUAUCUGCCCGUCUUCGUCCAGCUAUGAUGCCAAUAUUCAAACAUCCCCCGAAAUGGAGAUCUAUGAUGAUCGAUGGUUCACCAACGAGCUGCACACUCCUGCUAUUAGUCGGCACGGUCAGGAGGCCUGCGAGCAGCCUUCGACUUUAGAAGCCGUGAGAGCUCGUCGGCAAAGGAUCUCUGGCCGUAGAGCUCUCUCGGCUAUUUUCUCUAAGGUGUAUGCUUAA
Molecule: messenger RNA, 2892 nt
Organism: Penicillium brasilianum
Lineage: Eukaryota; Fungi; Ascomycota; Eurotiomycetes; Eurotiales; Aspergillaceae
Source: the annotation of a GenBank genome assembly